This is a messenger RNA of Ochlerotatus camptorhynchus, 1016 nucleotides long. Its product is annotated as pupal cuticle protein-like. The transcript has a single exon. The coding region runs from base 75 to 989 and encodes 304 amino acids. The record is from RefSeq and is a predicted model, not a curated record. Lineage: Eukaryota; Metazoa; Arthropoda; Insecta; Diptera; Culicidae.
AAUCGUUUGCAAUCCUCUGAAUAAGCGAGUACUGGAAAUCCAGCAGCGCAAAAGUUUUAAAAAUUAUAUCAAAUAUGAAGAUGUUCGUUGUUGUUUCGUCCCUGUUGGCCGUUGCUUCGGCUUCGACCAGCUUUUUGGCGCCAAGAUUGUACGGAUACGCUCCAGCCACUGCCUACUAUGCAGCUCCGGCAGAACUAUCCAGCCAGUACCACGCCCAGGACAGCCUCGGACAAUACUCAUAUGGAUACAACGGAGGACUUUCGGCUAAGGCUGAGACUAAGUCGCUCGAUGGUGUGACCCGUGGAUCGUACAGCUACCUGGAUGCCGAAAACAUGUUGCAGACCGUGACUUACACUGCCGACGCCGUCAAUGGAUUCCGUGCUCAGGCUAGCAACCUCCCACAGGCUCCAGUCGAAACGCGCAUGGCUCCAGAACCAGUUCAAGACACACCCGAAGUUGCCCAGGCUAAGGCUGACCACAUGGUUGCCAUUGAGGAAGCUAAGCUGCGUAAUGCUGCCACUGCUAGCAACAACUACGAAGACAGUUCCGUUGUGGUAAGCGCUGCUCCAGCUGCCGCCAUUGCCGCUCCAAUCACCACCUACGCUGCCGUUUCUCCAAUUGCCCUGGCUCCAGCUUCGGGAUUCUCUUACUCCCAUUCCACCUUGAACCUGAAGAAGGAACCAUUGGCCAUCGCCACCUACGCCACUCAAGCCCCAGUCGCAGCUAUUGCCCCAGCUCAUUUCUCCUAUGCUACCUACAGUGAUGCGGCUCCGGCUGUCGCACUGAAGUCCUACUCCCUGCCAGCCUCCUACGCUUGGAACCACGCCCCAGCUUACGCUUACAGCUAUGGAGCUCCAGCUUUCUACAGCAGCAACCUGUAUGCCGCUGGAGAGCUGCCACAGCCAGUUCAGGACACCCCUGAAGUCGCCCAAGCUAAGGCUGAACACUUCCAGGCCGUCGCCGAAGCUAAGGCCCGUGCUCUGAACUAAACGCUGAUCCGGUACUGACCGCACUGA